AGUAGCGAUAUAGCGGGGAUCGUUGAUUUAUUAUCGAUAAUAUACAACAUCGAUAUUUUUUUCGUUAAUUUUGCUGUUGAAUCAGAAUGACAGAAAAAUGUAAAUAUAACCUUACUUUCAUAACUAAAAAAAUGUGUUUUGCCAAAAAUGGACAAUUUAGUAGAACAGUGUGAGGAAAUUGAAGCCCUAAAAUCUAUUUAUGACGAUAACUGGCGACUGGAAGCGGAAACCAAUUGUUACAGCAUUCAAAUUAAUCCCAAUGUUAAAUUAUUCAUUACCUUGAAUGAUGAUUAUCCGUCAAAUAAGCCCCCAAAUUUCGAGUUAUUGGCUCCAACAUUACCGCUGGAGCAGAAACAACUAAUUUGUGACGAAUUUAGCCGCAUUUAUGAAAGUAGCCAGGGAAGCCCUAUUCUGUUUCAAUGGAUAGAAAAGUUGAAGGAGAUUGUAGACCAAUGUUCAGAGGUUGCAAAUGCUUCCCAGCCAGAAGAUUUGAACGAAGUGGAAGAGAAGCAAGAAAUAAGAAAAGAAACGGUUCUAGAAGUGAUACAUGGGGAUAUUAUACAAGACAGGAAAAGUGUUUUUCAGGGUCACUUAGCUCGGGUUCACUCGUUACACGAGACAAAAGAAUUUAUAAAUCAUUUACUUGAUAAUAAGAAAAUUGCCCAAGCAACUCAUAAUGUCUCAGCUUAUAGAAUACUGACUCCUCAAGGAACAAUUCUUCAAGACUGUGAUGACGAUGGUGAGACACACGCUGGAGGACGCGUUUUACAUUUAUUACAAAUUUUAAAUGUGACCAAUGUGAUGGUCGUUGUUUCUAGAUGGUAUGGGGGUAUUCAGUUGGGCCCAGAUAGAUUCAAACAUAUAAAUAAUGCGGCAAGACAAGUUUUAGUCCAAGGAGGUGUCUUACCAUCAUGAUUUUUAUUGUUAACAUUUGAUUAAAGAAAUAAAGUUAUGGAUCGUUUAA
Molecule: messenger RNA, 964 nt
Organism: Tribolium madens (black flour beetle)
Lineage: Eukaryota; Metazoa; Arthropoda; Insecta; Coleoptera; Tenebrionidae
Product: protein IMPACT-A-like
Exons: 4
Coding region: 148-915 (255 amino acids)
Biological process (GO): regulation of translational initiation
Cellular component (GO): cytoplasm
Molecular function (GO): protein binding
Source: RefSeq, a predicted model, not a curated record